AUCACGCGUCUCAUGUUAUCAGACCGGAUAUUUCAUUUGUUCCUCUAGUGAUUGUAAGCUUAUUUGCUAAUAAAUAUAGUUUGUGAACGUUGUCUGCGAUCGGUAUUGUGGUUUAACAUCUCACAAUGUCUGUAAGUUACGUAAACUACAAUGUAAAACAUUAGGAAACCGUUCAAUUGACUUAACAGUCAGCCGAAUGAAAUCGCCACAGUUAAACAGCUGGAAAUAACAACAUUACGUGCUUGUGUUGACUGCAUAGACAGUGCACGAUGGGUGCUGAACAGAGUGGAGAUGCUGAUCAUAAACAUUCAGACUUCAGCGCUUCAGUUGUUCCCUCUCCAGCCAAGCACAGAGCCAAAAUGGAUGACAUAGUAGUUGUUGCCCAAGGAACUCAGUCAUUACGGAAUAUUCAUAAUGAUCCAGAUGUAAUAAAGUUACAGGAAAUUCCCACCUUUCAGCCUCUUCUGAAAGGUGUGCUCAGUGGGCAAACCUCCCCCAGCACUGUCUGUUUAGAAAAGCUAGAUUCGGCACAGGUGCUGCAGCUGUGUGUCCGAUAUCAGGAUCAUCUACACCAGUGUGCGGAAGCUGUUGCCUUUGACCAGAACGCUCUGGUCAAGAGGAUCAAAGAGAUGGAUCUGUCAGUGGAAGCAUUAUUCAGCAUUAUGCAGGAAAGGCAAAAACGUUACGCCAAGUACGCCGAGCAGAUCCAAAAGGUCAAUGAAAUGUCGAUGAUUCUGAGACGCAUCCAGAUGGGCAUCGACCAGACGAUACCACUAAUGGAGCGUCUCAACAACCUACUGCCAGAGAGCGAGCGCCUGGAGCCCUUCAGCAUGAAACCUGAUGGAGAAAUCAAAUAGAGUCUGCCAACAAAUGAAAAAUAGUUCAUAGUGGCUUCACUGAUUGACUUUUUGCUUUAUAGAGACCUACCUCAGGUCAUAUCUGGUUGUUACCUAUGGAACUUCUCACUUUGCACUCCAAAAGGCUUAAUGUGUGCCUGGAUCAAGUGUUAGCUGGCGUAAAACAAGUUACACGGUACAAAAUGAAAUCCUUUAAUACCAAAAUGGUGUAGGCAUGUGUAUAUAUUUACUUAAAAUGCAUAACUGAAUGGUUUUAAAGGGCAUGACAACAUAAUUCUGCCUCUGAAAUUUUCUUUAAUAAUGUUAUUGAAUGAGAAAUCAUUAAUGCAUAUGAUGAUGCUUUUGCACUUGACAGGCUUUCUGUAGACUUGUGUCAUUAAAGUUGUUGGCAUUAAA
This is a messenger RNA of Labeo rohita (rohu), 1253 nucleotides long. It is a transcript of the gene borcs5, whose product is annotated as BLOC-1 related complex subunit 5. The transcript has 5 exons. The record is from RefSeq and is a predicted model, not a curated record. Gene Ontology annotation, biological process: lysosome localization; organelle transport along microtubule; positive regulation of anterograde synaptic vesicle transport. Lineage: Eukaryota; Metazoa; Chordata; Actinopteri; Cypriniformes; Cyprinidae. Bases 270 to 857 code for a protein of 195 amino acids. Gene Ontology annotation, cellular component: synaptic vesicle membrane; BORC complex; cytoplasmic side of lysosomal membrane.